Molecule: messenger RNA, 3419 nt
Organism: Chara braunii
Lineage: Eukaryota; Viridiplantae; Streptophyta; Charophyceae; Charales; Characeae
Source: the annotation of a GenBank genome assembly
GCUAAGAGCUUGGAAGAGCGAAGGGUGUACUCACACUUUUGUGCCAGUUUUUUUUUUCUGAACUGAUCUGGUCGUGAUUGCGGUGAGAUUCCUCGAGCAAGGUCGCUAGUGUGUGCCCUAAGAGGAUCAAUCUAUGGGUUGCUUAUUGUGGGAGCUCUCCAGAGCAACUAGUAUGCGCUACGAGAAUUUUUACGUAUCACCUAUAGCUUAAGUUCUCUUGGUCGGAGGCUAUGGCGAAGGACGCUAUAGUGUAUAUCAACGGCAGAAGGAAAGUUUUGCCGGACGGCUAUGCUGAGAGGACGCUAUUGGAUUACCUCCGAGACAUUGGCUUGUGCGGGACAAAGCUUGGCUGUGGUGAAGGUGGUUGUGGUGCUUGUACUGUCAUGGUGUCUCGCUAUGACGAUGCCAGCAAGAAGAUCAUACAUCAGUCCGUAAAUUCAUGCCUGGCACCGCUCUACUCCGUGGAAGGAAUGCAUGUGACAACGGUGGAGGGAGUCGGCAAUCGGCGUGAUGGACUACACCCUGUCCAGGAGAGCAUGGUGAGGUCACACGGCUCUCAGUGUGGCUUCUGUACGCCCGGAUUCAUCAUGUCGAUGUACUCGUUGCUGCAAGCGAGCUCGUCUAAGCCCAGCGAGGAGGAAAUUGAGGAUAAUCUGGCAGGUAAUCUCUGCAGAUGCACGGGGUACCGGCCAAUCGUGGAUGCAUUUCGACAUUUUGCAGGAAUAGGAAACACCAAUACGUCUGCUGCUGCCAUCUCCCAUGGCGCCAAAGAGUCUGAACGUGUCUGCAAAGCUGGUGAAGGAGGUUGCAGCGAUAAUGCAGCAAAGAGGGCGGAGGAGUCCUCAGAAGCUGCCAGCUCAGAAACAGAAGACGGAAGUGCGCAAGGCCGAGUAGCUGAGGGCGCGUCAAUCCAAAACAGUGAUUCAAUGAAGUGCCCAGUUACAAAUCACGCUUGCCCGAAUCAUGGCCGGUCAUCAGUCGAUGGCAUUGGCGACAUUGAGGGAGAUCAACAAAACCCAGGUAAACAUGGGGACCUUCAUUUUCCACGAGAAUUGGUGGCGCGAAAGGCCCAACCCUUACUCAUGAGGAGCUGGAUUUCUGAAGGGCCAGUAUGGGUCCGCCCGACACGGUUUGCAGACCUGCUCCGCAUCAAGGCGAUGUACCCUCAGGCAAGGUUGGUUGUAGGCAGUACUGAAGUCGGCGUCGAAUUGAGGUUCAAACAUCUGAGCUGCCCAUUGCUGGUGGGUGUGACGCAUGUGGCGGAGUUGAAUGAGGUGGAGGUCACCGAGGAGGGGCUGAGGAUCGGCGCGGCGGUCACGCUGUCACAUCUGGAGGCUGUUCUGAAAGAGCUCUUGGAGGACGGAGGAAGCGGCACGCGGAAAUGGGAGAAGUGGAGAAUGGAGGGGUGUGCGGCCCUUCUUCAUCAGCUGCACUGGUUUGCCGGUCGCCAAAUUCGGAAUGUCGCAUCUGUUGGAGGAAACAUCGUCACUGCGAGUCCGAUCUCUGACUUGAACCCUGUAUGGAUGGCGACGGCUUCUGUCUUUGAGCUGGAGGCUGUCGCCGACGGUGAGCAGGAACAAAGUAGAAAGCGCGAGGUUCCAGCCUCUGGUUUCUUUCUCGGUUACAGGAGAGUCGACCUAAGGGAAAAGGAAAUUCUGAGGUCUGUUUUGCUUCCAUGGACCAGAAGGUGGGAAUUUGUGAAGGAGUUCAAGCAAUGCCAUCGGCGGGAUGAUGACAUUGCGAUAGUGAAUGCGGGCAUGAGGGUGAAACUGCGAAAAGGCGAGGAGGGAGAGCACGAAGACUGGGUGGUAGAGGAUGCCUGUCUUGUGUAUGGAGGUGUGGGGCCGAUCCCCAUUGCUGCAAAUAGAACAGUGAGAGGACUCAUUGGACGGCGAUGGACUCCUGACACGCUGACCACCGCACUCGCAAACCUUUCGGAUGACGUGGUGAUCACGAAAGAUGCUCCCGGUGGAAUGGUGGAAUUCCGGAAGUCGUUGGCCGCAAGCUUUCUAUUCAAGUUCUUCGUCCAUGUCGCGAUGAAGAUGGAGCGCGAGGGAGAAAAUGUCAUCAGCCUCCCUUGGAACGAGCACCGAAGCGCAGCUUCCCCGUAUAUCCGGUCCCCAAGCCACGGGAUGCAGUACUACGAUAAUGGGGGACCGGUGUCGCCCGAGGGCGCCGUGGGAGCAGCGUCUCCACAUCUGUCUGGUGCUUUACACUGCACUGGGGAGGCACAGUAUGCGGAUGAUAUGCCCUUUCCGGUUGAUGGCCUGCAUGCUGAGCUCGUACUGAGCACGAGGCCGCAUGCGCGAAUCAAAGGAGUGGAUCUGGCAGCCGCCGUGAUUGUUCCCGGGUUCGUUGGUUAUUACGGUGCAGAUGAUAUUCCUGGGAAGAACGAUAUCGGGCCCGUUCUCCAUGACGAGGAGUGCUUUGCGUCAAAGGUCGUCACUUGUGUUGGGCAGGUCAUCGGGGUCAUCGUUGCCGAAACAGCUAUGGCUGCCAAACUUGCUGCUCAUCGUGUUGUCGUGACUUACGAAGAUCUUCCGGCUUGCAUCACCAUUGAUGAGGCGAUCAAGGCGAACUUGUAUCACACCCCAGCGCCGCUUACAGUCACAAAAGGUGACGUGGAUGCCUGCUUCUCGAGCGGAGAGUGCGAUUAUGUCAUUGAGGGCGUGGCCAAAAUGGGAGGCCAGGAGCACUUCUACCUGGAGCCUAAUUCAACCUUUGUCGUGCCUGUUGAUGGAGGAGCGGAAAUGCACUGCGUUUCAUCCACUCAGCUCGCGGUUCUCCGCGCGCAACUCGAUGAUAUGUUGGACAAGGGUUGGAUCUGCCCUAGUAGCUCACCAUACUGUGCGCCAGUGCUCUUCGUACGGAAGAAGAACGAGGAUCUUCGCUUGUGCAUCAACUACCGCAAGCUCAACGCGCAAACCGUCAGGAAUGUGGGGCCUCUUCCUCGUAUUGACGAUCUCCUUGAGCGAUUGGGUGGCGCGAAGUACUUUUUUAAGUUGGAUUUGAAAUCGGGAUAUCAUCAGAUUUCGAUCCGGCCGAACGAUUGUUAUAAAUCCGGGUUCAAGACGCGGUAUGGGCAUUUUGAGUGGGUGGUCAUGCCUUUUGGCCUCACCAACGCCCCGACAACCUUGCAAGCGGCAAUGACCAACGAGUUCCGUGCGAUGUUGGACCGAUUCGUGCUGGUCUACUUAGACGACAUUCUCGUUUAUAGCCGGACAUUGGAGGAUCAUCUUGAGCACCUUCGACGAGUGUUGGAGACGCUCCGCCGUGCCGACUACAAAGCCAACCGCGGCAAGUGCGAAUUUGUCUGGCAAGAGCUGGAAUACUUGGGCCAUUUUGUCACACCGGAGGGCAUCAGUCCGUUGUCGGACAAGAUUUAAGCCAUCCAAGAGUGGCCGGAGCCGCGGAACGUC